GUUCCCGAAAUCUACGUAACAAAUAAUUUUGGAUCUACAAAUCCUGCAAUUUUUUCUUUGGACACUUUUAAUAUUUUCGCAAGUGAUCUCUCCAAUUAUAAACUUGAAGAUUUACAAAAUCUGGUGGUUUACAUGACUAGCUACACGAUUCCUUCAAAAAGUUAUGACCUUAACAAUUACACUUCAUUUAA
Molecule: messenger RNA, 191 nt
Organism: Scutellospora calospora
Lineage: Eukaryota; Fungi; Glomeromycota; Glomeromycetes; Diversisporales; Gigasporaceae
Source: the annotation of a GenBank genome assembly